AAUAAGAGGAAUGAAAAAUAAUUAAGAAUGGUAAGGGAAGUGAGUCUUAUCCUUUUAAAUACGUAAACUAAACUGGUUGGAGCAAGAGAGAGAGAUAGCAUACUGGUGAAGAAGAUGGUUAACUUAGUGAAAGCAUAUGGGUGGUUGUUGCAGUGGUUGAUAAAGAGGGUGGGGUUGAGACCCUCCACGGUGGAGAUAGAGCCAGGGACGGUAAUGAGAUUCUGGGUCCCAUGCGACGCCGUUUCGAAGCCGGUGGUGGUUCUCCUGCACGGUUUCUGCGGCGACGGUAUCAUGAACUGGCAGUUCCAAGUUACAGCAUUGGCCAAAGACUACGCGGUUUACGUGCCGGACCUUCUCUUCUUCGGCGGUUCCGUCAGCGACAAGGCGGAUCGGUCGCCGGCGUUUCAAGCGGAGUGUGUGGCGGCGGGGUUAGGGAAGCAGGGAGUGGAGAAGUGCGUGGUGGUUGGGUUCAGUUAUGGUGGGUACGUGGGUUUGGAGAUGGCUUGGUUGUGCGGUGAGCUUGUUGAUGGUGUUGUGGUUUCUGGCUCCGUUGUGGGUGUAAUAGAGAACGUGGUUUUGAGGGCAGUGGAAGGUGCUGGCUAUGGUUCGUGUUCGGAGAUGUUGUUGCCAACCUCUGUUAAGGAACUCAAAACCCUUUUCUCUGUCGGUGCUCACACCAAAUUCUGGCUACCCAACCGUUUGCACCGAGAUUUUCUUCAGGCAAUGUACUCCAAUAGGAAGGAGCGAGCUGAGCUAUUAGAGGCCUUGGUCAAUAGCUACAAAGACAUCAACAUCCCAAAAUUUCAGCAGCGAAUACAUCUUCUAUGGGGUGAAAAUGACAAAAUUUUCAAACAAGAGCUUGCGCUUAAAAUGAAAGAGUAAGAAAUCCAAAACCACAAAAUAUAUAAUUAAAAUAAGAGGUGGAUUAUAAUAA
Cajanus cajan (pigeon pea) is the source of this 934-nucleotide messenger RNA. RefSeq lists its product as uncharacterized. Lineage: Eukaryota; Viridiplantae; Streptophyta; Magnoliopsida; Fabales; Fabaceae. The record is from RefSeq and is a predicted model, not a curated record.